AUGGAGAAAAUAAAAAUUCGAUUUUUAUCUUUUGGUAUUUUUGGGGUUUUGGAGGAAGCGAAGGAUGAAGGGAGAAGGUUGAGGACGAGAGGGAGAUGGAGAUGGAGAGGAAGAAGGAGGCGGAGCUUGGGGUCAACGGGAAAGGAAGGGUUGUUGUAUGAUGAUGAUGAUGAUGAUGUUGAUGAUGAGAGUGGAGACGAUGACGAGGAGGAGGAGGAAGAGGAGGAAGAGCCACAGGAGAUCGUGGAAGUGAAGGAUGAUGAUGAGGAAAAGGAUGAUGAUGAGGAGGAGGAUGAGAACUUGAGAGGUGGGCCGGAGGUUCAUACUGUGGAUGAUGAGGAUGAGGAGGAUGAGGAUGGGAACGGAGAUGAAGAGGAUGGAGAUGGAGAUGAUGGUGAAGGUGGUGAUGAUGACGAUGAGGACGAUGGAGAGGAUGAUGACGGUGAGGAUGAUGAUGAGCAAGAAGAGGAGGAUAUGGGAACUGAAGUCCUAGUUCAGCCGGUGGGCCGGGCUGAAGACGAGGAAGAUGCAAGUGACUUCGAGCCAGGUGAAGAGAACGGUGAGGACGAAGACAGUGAUGAAGAGAACACCGGUGAUGCUGGAAAGGUCGGAGCCUCUUCAAAACGAAAGAGGUCUGGUAACGAUAACGAUGAUUCUGAUGAAGAUGAUGACAGUGGUGAGGAUGAUGAAAGGCCUUCAAAAAGAUAGAUAGGCCAUAGAUUUGCAGUAAUAAGAAUACAAAGACCUGCAUGGAUUGAAGAAAGGAACCUUUUCCAGUAGUUGAUUGUGGGGGGUCUUUUGUUGAUUAGAAUUUGUACAAGAUAGGAAACUUUGUUUCUCAAUUAGCACAUUAUUAGAUGCUUUUUUUUCUUUUCUUUUCAGGCUCUUUGAUCUUUCUUUUUUCUUUCCUUUAUUUUGUUUUGAAUCUUUUCUCUUACUUUGUUAGAUGGACACCUUGUAACUCUUCAGGUUUAAUUUUUAUUCAGGUGUUGUGGAUUUUAUUUA
Messenger RNA from Dioscorea cayenensis subsp. rotundata (Guinea yam), 1005 nucleotides. Its product is annotated as prostatic spermine-binding protein-like. NCBI's taxonomy places the organism in Eukaryota, Viridiplantae, Streptophyta, Magnoliopsida, Dioscoreales, Dioscoreaceae. The coding region runs from base 1 to 708 and encodes 235 amino acids. The record is from RefSeq and is a predicted model, not a curated record. The transcript is spliced from 3 exons.